Sinocyclocheilus grahami is the source of this 1942-nucleotide messenger RNA. It is a transcript of the gene sptlc2a, whose product is annotated as serine palmitoyltransferase, long chain base subunit 2a. NCBI's taxonomy places the organism in Eukaryota, Metazoa, Chordata, Actinopteri, Cypriniformes, Cyprinidae. Gene Ontology annotation, cellular component: serine palmitoyltransferase complex. Gene Ontology annotation, molecular function: pyridoxal phosphate binding; serine C-palmitoyltransferase activity. Bases 104 to 1780 code for a protein of 558 amino acids. The transcript has 12 exons. Gene Ontology annotation, biological process: ceramide biosynthetic process; sphingosine biosynthetic process. The record is from RefSeq and is a predicted model, not a curated record.
GUGGCUUUCGGGGUAGCGGUAACGUGCGUCCCCCUGAUCACCGACUCAUUUCCAUCUUUUUGUCUUCAUGCGUUUGAUUGUAUGUGUUUAGUCUUAGAUAAGUAUGACUGAAAGCGCGGGGAAUAAAAAUGAGGAUUGUCAUGCAGCGAAUGGGGUGAAACCAGGAAGAAAUGGCAUGGUGAAGAACCAUCAUCACCAUCAUCAGUAUCAAAAGCAGGAGAAGGUUUGCCAUGCUGCAUGCAAUGGAGAACUUUACAGCAGGCCGUUCAUCGAGUCCUUUGAGGAAACUCCCAUGCUGCUUGCCGUGCUCACGUACAUGAGCUACGGCAUCCUCACGAUCUUUGGAUAUCUGCGGGAUUUCAUGAGGGAGUGGAAAAUAGAAAAAUGCCACACAGCCAGAGAAAGGGAGGAGCAGAAGGACUUUGUUCCACUUUAUCAAGACUUUGAGAAUUUUUACACAAGGAAUAUAUACAUGAGGAUUCGGGACAGCUGGAACAGGCCCAUUUGCAGUGUUCCUGGGGCCACUUUUGACCUUGUUGAAUGCAGUUCCAAUGAUUACAACUGGACCUUUGAGUACACCGGGCGAGUGGUGAAGGAUGUGAUAAACCUUGGCUCGUAUAAUUAUCUGGGCUUUGCAGAGAACACAGGCGCCUGUGCCACAGCUGCUGGAGAGGUGACGGUGAAAUUUGGGGUGGGCGUGGCCAGCACUAGACAGGAAAUGGGCAACCUCGACAGGCAUGAAGAGUUGGAGAAACUGGCGGCGUCAUUCCUGGGAGUGGAGUCGGCUAUGGUUUUCGGCAUGGGGUUUGCAACCAACUCCAUGAACAUUCCUGCGUUAGUUGGCAAGGGAUGCCUGAUUCUCAGUGACGAGUUGAACCAUGCCUCUCUGGUACUGGGAGCCCGGCUGUCCAGCUCCACCAUCCGGGUCUUUAAACACAACAAUAUGCAGAGCCUGGAGAAGUUGCUCAGAGACGCUAUCGUUCAUGGUCAGCCUAGAACACAUCGACCUUGGAAGAAAAUCCUCAUUCUUAUGGAGGGCAUCUACAGUAUGGAGGGCUCCAUUAUACGGCUGCCAGAAGUUAUAGCCCUGAAAAAGAAGUACAAGGCCUAUCUUUAUCUGGAUGAGGCUCACAGUAUUGGGGCAUUAGGACUCAACGGUCGAGGGGUGGUGGAGUAUUUUGGAUUGGACCCCAAAGAUGUAGAUGUCAUGAUGGGCACCUUCACAAAGAGCUUCAGUGCUGCUGGUGGAUACGUAGGAGGGAGGAAGGAUUUAAUCGACUACCUGCGAACUCACUCUCACAGUGCAAUUUACGCCACCACUAUGUCGCUUCCUGUCGUGGAGCAAAUCCUUACUUCUAUGAAGUGCAUUAUGGGGAAGGAUGGAACAACAAUAGGCCUUUCACGUAUCCAGCGGUUGGCUGAAAACACAGUCUAUUUCCGUAGGAGACUGCAGGAGAUGGGAUUCAUCAUCUAUGGCAACAAUGACUCACCUGUGGUACCCAUGAUGCUCUACAUGCCCGCCAAAUUAGGGGCGUUUGGUCGGGAGAUGUUGAAGAGAAACAUUGGAGUAGUGGGGGUGGGCUUCCCAGCCACGCCGAUCAUAGAGUCCAGAGCCCGCUUCUGUAUCUCUGCGGCCCACACCAAGGAAAUGCUGGACAGGGCGCUGGAUGUGAUCAGUGAAGUCGGCGAUCUGCUGCAUCUGAAGUAUUCGCGGCACAAAGUUCUUCCCUCAUUGGACCGGCCCUUUGAUGAGACCACAUAUGAGGAGAACGAAGAGUGACGUACUUCCUAUCUGAACCAAAUGUGCACUGCUCAUCUUCUGCUCUCGAAAGGAAGCAGCGAACCACUUAAUAAAUAUAACUUUUUUAAACUUAGGUAUAUCAUCUUUAUUUUAACACAUAAAGCUCUAAACAACAGCAAAACAUUGAUGCUUUUAGAAAAA